Oreochromis aureus is the source of this 1795-nucleotide messenger RNA. RefSeq names its product arrestin domain-containing protein 3-like. The record is from RefSeq and is a predicted model, not a curated record. NCBI's taxonomy places the organism in Eukaryota, Metazoa, Chordata, Actinopteri, Cichliformes, Cichlidae. Gene Ontology annotation, biological process: protein transport. The transcript is spliced from 6 exons. Gene Ontology annotation, cellular component: cytoplasm; plasma membrane. Bases 8 to 1078 code for a protein of 356 amino acids.
GUGUACUAUGUCGAGUAGUGUUAAGAACUUUACAGUGGGAUACAAUCCCCUAAACAAAAGCAACACUUUCAGUAGUGGUGAUUAUCUCAUGGGACAAGUUACAUUUGAAUUAACUAAUGAGUGCGAAGUACAGUCACUCUUUGUAAAGCUGAAGGGAAAAGCUCAGGUGUUAUGGACUGAAAAUCAUGGGAAAACAAUCGUGACUUACCAAAGCAAAGAGAAGUACUUCAGCAUCAAGCAGUUUGUCAUUCAGGAAUCUAUGGGCAAAAAUGUUCUUUCCGCCGGCUGCCAUGUCUACCCAUUCACCUUUCAGAUUCCAGCGCAAGACCUGCCGUCCUCCUUCAAGAGCUCAUGUGGAAAGAUUUUGUACACAGUCGAGGCAAAUCUGAACCGGUCGAUGAGAAUGGACAGCAAAGCAAAGGCAGAGUUCACACUCAUCCAAAAGAGAAACACUGAUCCAGUGCUGAUGACCCCACAGCAAAAUAUGAUUGAUAAGAAAAUGAAGCUCUUCUCAUCGGGAUCUGUGGCCAUGGAUGUAAGCAUUGCAAAAACAGGCUUCUGCCAAGGAGAAGGCAUAAAGGUCAUGGCUUCACUUCAGAACAAAUCCUCUCGUGACAUUAAGCCCAAGUACUGUCUGUACAGGAAAUACAGCUACUUUGCAAACAGGAAAAGGAAAGUUGAAACAAAAGACAUCCUGAAGGAGGAGGGUGAAGCCAUCCCACACUCUGCAGGUCAGACUGUCACCAGGAUCAUCACCGUCCCUUCCACCGUGGCCACCUCAAUCCUAAACUGCAACAUCAUCAAAGUAGAGUACAGACUCCGGGUCUAUCUGGAUGUGAAGUAUGCUUCAGACCCAGAAGUCAAGUUCCCCAUAGUCAUCCUGCCUGCUUUAGAGGGGUCUGAUAAUCAGCAGUCAUCUGACUUUUUGACCAGUGGAUUUGAUGAAUUUCCAAAUGCUUACAUGUCAGGGGGGAUGAGCUUUCUACAAAAUCCAGCUGCCCCUGAAUCUGCUCCACCACCUUCCUAUGAGACAUAUGGGAUGUACCCCUCGUUGACAGGUUUAGAUAGAAAGCCGUAGAAUAGGUAGAUCGAGCUUUCAUUCCUAUUUUUUUUUAUUGCAAUUAAUUGUAAGAGUAAGAAUAAUUGGUAAUAGAUUGAUUUACAGCUUGAUUUUCUGGUUUAAUUUCAGUCGUUGACCAUAUUGGUUUCUCUUAAAUUUGUAAUAACAGGAAUAACAAAUAUUUAAUAAAUAAUCCUCUCAUUCCAGAGAUUAAAUAUUGUCCAUAUUUAUUAUAUUUAAUUCAUCUGACAACAGAAGAUUCACAUUUGUGAUCUCUGAACUAUGACCAAUAGGACCCUAUCACUUAGCUACAAGAUGCUGUUGACCGAUCAUGUCUCUGAACACUUAUAUUUGCAUUAUUUUCCCACUGAGGAAAUGCAAGUCACAUUACAGGUGUGCUGGAAAUAGAACAGUAGACAGUCCUGCACAUAUUGUUUACUUAACCACAUGCAUACAUUUGCAAAUGAUUGGCUGAACUACUCUUGUGAACAUUUGAGGAAAAUGAGUCCAUGUGGUCAUGGUCCAUCAUAUCUUGCCAAUUUAAACUACUACAGCCACGCCCUGUGCUUUUCUGUAUAGCCUACUUUGAUUAUAUGUUUUGUAGUAACGGGUGGUGUUAUUAUAUUUUCUAACAAAUAACUGAGCCGACAACUGAACACAAAAAUCUGCAGUGGCUAGUUCCUAUACUACGAUCAAUAAAAAUCAUUCGCACAGUUUGACAUUUUCUCACACUUC